Messenger RNA from Rhodofomes roseus, 1716 nucleotides. RefSeq lists its product as uncharacterized. The transcript is spliced from 11 exons. The record is from RefSeq and is a predicted model, not a curated record. NCBI's taxonomy places the organism in Eukaryota, Fungi, Basidiomycota, Agaricomycetes, Polyporales, Fomitopsidaceae. The coding region runs from base 1 to 1716 and encodes 571 amino acids.
AUGGCAAGCUCUUCCAAGCGCAACAAGAGGAAGGCCUCAUCGCCCAUUGACACUGCUAGUCUUGUCGACGAGUUGAUUGAGCACCAUCCCAAGCGAGUUCGGUACUCGGCCAAGGCAAGCAGUACAAAGGCGACUCUCAAGGCUGCUCGACUCGAGACCAAUUCGGGAUUGAGAAGAAAGGGAAAGCAGGUCGCCAAGAGCUCUCAGUCAUUGAGAGCUAAGCCCAGUGCUUCUUCGGGCUCUGCUGAUCGGAAGAAGAAGGGUGCUAUCCGAGUGACGAGGAUGAGGUCUGCAGGCGAUAGUAUCAAUUCGCUGAAGCGACAAGGUCUCGUUGCUUCGAAGGAUCUUGAGGACGAGUACCUUGCAAUUGAGCCUGAUAUGGAUCGAGCUGCUGUCGACGACCUCCUGAAGGGUUUGUUUCCUCGGUACUUUGCCUGGCUGGCUAGCAUCGGCAAGGACCCUGACUCGCCACUUCACUGGAGGGUUGUUGCGAAGGACAGGCAGAAGCUUGAGGUCCUGGAAGACGACACCGACUGGCCUUCCUUCCCUGAUCUCUGCAAGGCUGUUCACGAUCGCAACUCGGGCUGGCAAGAACGAACCUGGUGUUUCGUCUCGGCAACACAGAUUCCAUCUGCUGUCGUCAAGUCUUGGGACAAAGGCAAGGGUAAAGCAGGUGCCAGCAGUGCUGAGGUUCGCAAGCAAGGUAUAGGGCUUGUUGGAGAUGACGAGGCUGUCGACGAUGAGUCAGAGGCUGUCGAAGAUGAGCCAGAGGCUGUCGAGGAUGAGUCGGAGGCUGUCGAAGGCGAGGAGGAGGCUGACGAAAGUGAGGAGGAGGCUAACGAAAGUGAGGAGGAGGCUGGUGAAGGCGAGGAGGAGGCUGGCGAGGGUGAGGAGGCCGAUGUUAUCAGCAUUUAUCAUCUAGCUUCGGCCAACACUGAGGCUGCUACUGAAUCUGCCCACGAGACCGAGGGCUCAGAGUGGGAAGACAAACCAUUGGCUCAGACAAAGUCCAAGAGAAAGCUUCGACGAGCUCUCAACACCAUUGAGAGAAGCUUCUCGAGCAUAAACUUGGGAAAGUCUAUUGAGCCCUCGGUUUCUGGUGGCUCUGGCACCACCUCAGGCCCAAGCCUUGUCGCUGCUGGAGGGUCCUCGUCCGGUGGCUCUGGUGCUGUUGCUGUUGCAGGCUCCUUGUCUGAUGGCUCUGGUACAGUCGCUGUUGAAGGCUCCCUGUCCGAUGGCUCCAGUACAGUUGCUGUCAGAGGCUCCCUGUCCGAUGGCCCUGGUGUGGCAGCUGCCCUUCCAGAGAUUGACUUUACCAACCCUCCUUUCGCACAAGCGAGUGGAUCAACAGCAGCCCCUGUGACUCGCUCUGCGACAAUGUCAGGCCUACCUCGGGUCCUGCUGUCCAAAGACACUAUUGCUGACGACCCUUGGGGAAUGCAUGUUGGAGCAUGUAAUCGUGGCAAGCUUGCGAGCUCGGUGCAGAUCGCAAUCUCGCUGCCAAGUACAAUGGCAUCUCUCGCUCAAGCUCAGGCUAAUUGCCAGACUACUGCUGAGAGAUGUUCAGUCAAGCUGAACACGACACUGGUGAUGACGAUGAUACGGUCCAAUCGGUUCUGGUUCCCCAAUGGAACACUGGUCAUUGGAGUUGGCCAAACACUGUACAACAUCAGGAAAAAAAAAUUCUGCAAAUUGCACACACCUGAAGUUAUGUAG